UCUCAACUCUCGAGUGCAGCUUUGACAACAAUCCCAAACAUCAGACUCUGCAAGACGAAGAUUUUGAAAAAAAAGCAUUAUCGCAUUAGAAAAAUUUAAAAUAUAUUAGUUCUAUCGUUUAUCGUUGAGAAUUUCACUGUUCAUUAUCGACUGCAGCAAAACGGUGAUAGAGAUCUCGAUAAAACACGGAUAAAUAUGUGCUAGAAAAAGUGAGCUGUCGAGUCAAGUAAGUGAUUUCAAAGCAUAAGGUGAAACUCGAUCCGUCGUAAGUAGACAUCCAAAAUGUCGAUAAUGGACAGAAUCAGACAAUCGUACUGGGUCGAAAAUGUCCCCAGGAGAAACAUCGUCGCGACGCUGAUCGCUUCCUUCCUGUUCUUCUCCGGAUGGUGGAUUGCAAUCGAUACGGCGGCAGUGCAUCCCAAGUCAUGGGACUUUUCCUACUAUAUUUGCGGUAUUCUGGCCACGAUCAGCUUCUUCAUGGUUAAUUCCAUCUCCAACGAAAUGCUUCACGGCGGCGCCGGCUAUACCGGAGGUGUUCUCGGUGAGAGCGGAAUUAAAGUCUUCCUGUUUGUGGGCUUCGUGCUGGGCUUUGCCUCGAUCAUUGCCGCCAUUUGGAUCAUGAUUGCCGAGUUUGCCGUCAACGAUGAUAAAACGGAAAAAGGACCAGGCUACGCCCUAUUGGUGCAUAAUAUUUUCAUUUUCUUCUCGUCGAUAAUUUACAAGUUCGGACGCCACAGUGACGAUCCGUACGCGGCUGGAAUAUUUUAGGGAGCGAGCCAUGAACUGAGUCGCUACUUGCAAUUCGAUCAAAUGAUUCAAUUCUACGCCAGCAUUUCCGUUUUUUCUCAUUCAAAUUUUAGUUUUAUCCGAAGUACUUCUUAUGUAAAAGCCACGAAUAGUUGGCUUUAUCGUAUGAGAACAUUAUGUUGGCUGUUCUGAUUAGUAGGUGAUAUUUUAUUAUUUUAUUUUCAUCGUAUCAAAGUGAAAUAAUAAUAUUUUAUUUACAACUUUUGGGGUCUAUGUCGCAAACCGAGUCAAUCGCUCGACUGAUAUCGAUAAUACGAAAAAAUGACUCAAUUUUUGCGAAUUGAUCUAAAUCCUGCAAAUCGUGUUGAUUCUAUUACUUUAUGAAACAUCUGCUAGCUGCAGAGCAUGAAAAUAUUACACUAAUCCGAAGCGAAUAAAGUAACGAUACUGUAAUUAUUGAAAUCUUUUUUUUUUGGAAUAUGUAAAAUAUAUUAAUCCUAAAAUAAAGCUCUAUUGAAAUAAACGUAAGUAAUUAGAAACUGUAUAA
This is a messenger RNA of Armigeres subalbatus, 1294 nucleotides long. RefSeq names its product transmembrane protein 50A. The coding region runs from base 283 to 768 and encodes 161 amino acids. The record is from RefSeq and is a predicted model, not a curated record. NCBI's taxonomy places the organism in Eukaryota, Metazoa, Arthropoda, Insecta, Diptera, Culicidae. Gene Ontology annotation, biological process: protein targeting to vacuole; late endosome to vacuole transport via multivesicular body sorting pathway. The transcript has 3 exons.